AUGAAACAAAGGUUUUCCAGUUUGGACGUCAAGGCAAGUAUUUUCAAUGCGUCAUUUUCUCUCUACAGUACUGAUUGUUUCGCUCAGGUAAUAGCCCAUGAGCUUUCGUCCAAACUCACCUCACUUCGAGUCACCAAUGUCUAUGAUUUGAGUUCGAGAAUCUUCCUUAUCAAGUUCCACAAGCCCGACCACCGUGAGCAACUUCUCAUCGACUCCGGCUUCCGUUGUCAUCUUACCGAGUAUGCGCGAACCACGGCUGGGACGCCUUCAGGCUUCGUCGCGAAGCUGCGCAAGUACCUGAAAACGCGACGCAUCACCUCGGUUGCACAGAUCGGUACAGACCGCAUCCUGGAAUUUCAAUUCUCAGAUGGACUCUAUAGAUUGUACCUGGAGUUUUACGCUGGUGGCAACAUCGUCUUAACAGAUGCCGAAUUGAACGUUUUGUCGCUGCUGCGGAAUGUCGACGAAGGCGAAGAACACGAGAAACUUAGGGUUGGGUUGAGAUACAACCUCACUCUACGACAAAACUAUGGCGGCGCUCCGGAGCUUACAAAGGAACGGGUGCGACAAGCAUUGCAGAAGGCUAUGGACAGGCAGCAGAAUCAGCCUGCAGCGACAGGGAAGAAAGCAAAGAAGGCAGGCAAAGACUCUCUGAGGAAAGCGCUGGCUGUGUCUAUUACCGAGUGUCCUCCGCUGCUAGUCGACCAUGCGCUACAUGUUGCAGACUUCGAUUCGACCCUGAAGCCGGAGGAGGUCAUCGCCGACGAUGGCCUCAUGGAGAAGCUAGUGUCGGUUCUACGGGAUGCAAGAAAAAUUACAGACGAAAUCACAACAACAAAUCAAAUCAAGGGCUACAUCCUCGCGAAGCCCAACCCAUCGGCGCCAACGAACGAGGAUGAGUCGUCUGAUAAGGCAAGACUUCUCUACGAUGAUUUCCACCCUUUCCGCCCGCAGCAAUUCGAGAACUCAGAUUACACUUUUAUCGAGUUUGAUGGCUUUAACAAAGCCGUGGACGAGUUCUUCUCCUCGAUAGAAGGCCAAAAACUAGAGUCAAAGUUGACGGAACGCGAACAGCAGGCCAAGAGGAAGCUAGAAAAGGCACGCAAGGAACACGAAGAUCGCAUUGGUGGACUACAGCAAGUACAAGAGCUAAACUUCCGAAAGGCAGAAGCAAUUCUGGCCAACGUACACCGUGUCACCGAAGCCACUGAGGCUGUGAACGGACUGAUAAGACAAGGCAUGGAUUGGGUCGACAUCGCGCGUCUGAUCGAGCGAGAGCAAAACUCCGGGAACGCUGUCGCACAGCUCAUCAAACUACCACUAAAGUUGAACGAGAACACCAUCACCCUGUUACUAGACGAGACAAAUUGGGAGGAAGGUGAAGAGGUAGAGGAUGAGGGCAAUGAAACGAGUUCUGUUAGCGAGGACAGUGACGAAGACGCAGGCGAAGAAGAUGGCGCAAAGAAGAAGUCUGCGCCAGUCAAGGUGUCGGCUCGACCUCAGUUGGCCAUCGACAUUGAUCUCAGUCUCACCGCAUGGGCAAAUUCGACCGAAUACUUUGACCAGAAGAAAACAGCCGCCAACAAGGAGGAUCGCACUUUGCAAGCAUCGACUAGAGCUUUGAAGAGCCACGAGAAGAAGGUAGCCGAGGAUCUGAAAAAGGGCCUGAAGCAGGAGAAGGAGGUGCUCCGACCCGUUCGCAAACAGCAGUGGUUCGAAAAGUUUAUCUAUUUCAUUUCUUCGGAUGGCUACCUAGUCCUGGGAGGCAAGGACGCGCAGCAAAACGAGAUCAUCUACCGACGUUUUCUACGCAAGGGAGAUGUAUACGUUCACGCCGAUCUCAAGGGAGCCAUGCCCAUGAUUAUCAAGAACAAGCCCGAUACACCAGAUGCUCCGAUACCACCCUCUACGCUUUCGCAAGCAGGCAACCUUUGCAUAUGUACUUCGGACGCAUGGGACUCCAAGGCUGUCAUGUCAGCAUGGUGGGUCCGCAGCGACCAAGUGAGCAAGACCGGACAAACUGGCGAAUUUCUCCCAGCGGGCAUGUUCAACGUCAAGGGAAAGAAGGAGUUCUUACCUCUAGCCCAACUCGUAGUGGGACUUGCAGUCAUGUUCGAAAUCAGCGAGUCAAGCAAGGCAAAUCAUCACAAGCAUCGGAUACAGGAGACUGCAGUUUCCGCUGCGGAAAUGGUGGAUGAGCCUACGGAUGAGACCAAGGCUGCAGACCAUACCAAAACUGACAACAGCGAUGAUGACGAAGACUUCCCGGACGCUAAGAUUGAAUCUGAUUCCGAGGACGAUUUCCCUGAUGCGAAGAUGGGUCAGACAGAAGAGAGUGAUGCUGAGUCUGAAGCGGCAGCUCCUAGAAGCAAUCCUCUGCAGUCAAGAACGACAGAUGCAAGAGAUGAAUCCGAUGAUGGAGACGAGCCGUCAGUUGCGCAAAAAGAUGACGAGUUCGCCAUGUCUGGAGGGCGAAAUAGAUCAUCAGCAAACGAAGAGCCACAGGAGGAUGAUGGCUCUGUAGCGGAUACGGAGAAGACAUCCAAAUCCACCGGACGCCGGCAACUGUCCGCAAGGGAACGUCGUCUCGCGAGAAAAGGGCAGCUUCCAGAACUGCCCCAAGUCCCAUCUAAUGCAGCACCAGCAGAUGACGAUGCCGCACACGAAGAGGGUUCAUCUGCAGAAGAAGGAAGUGCCAAGACACCUGGAAAGGUACCAGGCACAGCAACAUCACAGGGCACGAAGCAGAAGAACACACCUCUACCUCGCGGCAAGCGAGCAAAGGCAAAGAAGCAAGCGGCCAAGUAUGCCGCGCAGGACGAAGAAGACCGAGAGCUAGCUAUGCGCCUCCUAGGUUCCAAAUCCGGCCAACAAGCAGCAGAAGCCGCUGCGCAAGAGAAGCGACAGAAGGAAGAGCAGGCUCAAGCUGACAAGCAACGUCGCCGGGAGCAGCACCUUCGUGCGCAAGCUGCAGGCAAAGCCGCCGAAGAAGCGCGUCUACGUGCACUAGAGAAUGCUGAAGAUGACGACGAGGGCGACGAAGUUCUCAAGACCAACCUACAAAACCUCGACGCCUUCACUGGCCGUCCACUACCAAACGAUGAGAUUCUCUCUGCAAUCCCCGUAUGCGCUCCCUGGUCCGCACUCUCGUCAUACAAAUACAAGGCCAAGAUGCAGCCUGGUUCUACUAAGCGUGGUAAAGCUGUAAAGGAGGUGCUGACAAUCUGGGACCACGCUGGAAAGGACGCAAAGGCGUUGGACAAGUCGAGCCAGGAUACGGAGCGUAUCUGGCCAAAGGAGAUUGACCUUAUCAGGGGGUGGAAGGAGAUGGAGGUAGUUGGUGUAGUGCCGGUUAGCAAAGUCAGAGUUAUGAUUGCUGGUGGACGACGGGGUGCCGAGAUUGCCAAGGGCAAGAAGAAGAGCGCGAGAGGUGGGAGGGGCUCGAAGAAGAAGUGAGCGGCGGAUAGUGAUGGGAAGACUAGCAAAAGGAAACAUGUAGAAUACAACCUGCAAUCCUAUGGGUACUUUAUACA
Molecule: messenger RNA, 3533 nt
Organism: Pyrenophora tritici-repentis Pt-1C-BFP
Lineage: Eukaryota; Fungi; Ascomycota; Dothideomycetes; Pleosporales; Pleosporaceae
Product: serologically defined colon cancer antigen 1
Biological process (GO): ribosome-associated ubiquitin-dependent protein catabolic process; rescue of stalled cytosolic ribosome
Cellular component (GO): RQC complex
Molecular function (GO): tRNA binding; ribosomal large subunit binding
Source: RefSeq, a predicted model, not a curated record